AUGGCUUCGGAAUUAAAUAUGAUCGAAGUGUUUGAUCCGAAUUUCAAAUACAUGUACAUGGUGCCAUCGCACUUGGUGGUGCACACGCCACCAACACCAGCGCGACUCGGUGUUUCUCGCCUUGUUGCUUGUCGUAACUAUGUGCCUGGUAACGAGGGCUCGUGUACGAAGGAAGAGAGGUGCCGCUUUGUUCAUGCCGACGUGGACUUCGAGACGCUGGAGGCGCAGCCGGUUCAUGCGAAUUACAUCUGGCGUCAUGAAGACUUGUGCACGUACAGCCGCCUUCCGCCCGGAUGUGAGCUUGACGUGUUGCUGCCGAACAACAGACAGCCCGCGGAGAGGAUCCCAAGCGAACGCAUUCUUGUGACGCAAGGUGCCCUUCCGCCCUCCAAGGGGAAGGCCCGACCACUAUCACACUGCGCACACUACUACUUCAACCAUCUCUGCAUUCGUGGCGAAAGCUGCAGCUUCAUUCAUGCUGUGUGCGUAGAUCCGAGUAUUUCUGGAGACUUCAAGCGCGCCCUGGGCCGCCAACGCCGCCAGCGUGCGUCAAAUCACUCCAAAAAUGGGGCAUCGAGGGUGGACAACAAUUACCAGCAACAGCACCUCUACCCGCAAAAGCAAAAUGCCAUGGUGCAGAUGCCCCUAAUGUUGGGUGAGGAGGCCUGCUGCGUUGUGCAACAGGAGAUGGCGGUGCCUGUUGACGCAGCGCCUGUUCAGUGGGCACAGGAGAGCACGCCGUCAACAAUGAGUAGUGAGGGACCGCGCCACAGUGGGAAUAGCAAGGAUGUUACGCCUUUCUUGUCACCUAACCCUGGCUGCCGUAAGGUGAUUGAUGCACCGGAAGCCACCAGUGCUGUCCGUCCCUUGGACGAACGCCGUGGUCGCUUUUACCGUCACGAUCCAUACCGUUGUCUCUAG
This is a messenger RNA of Trypanosoma grayi, 921 nucleotides long. RefSeq lists its product as hypothetical. The record is from RefSeq and is a predicted model, not a curated record. The transcript has a single exon. Gene Ontology annotation, molecular function: metal ion binding. NCBI's taxonomy places the organism in Eukaryota, Euglenozoa, Kinetoplastea, Trypanosomatida, Trypanosomatidae. The coding region runs from base 1 to 921 and encodes 306 amino acids.